Molecule: messenger RNA, 483 nt
Organism: Aspergillus melleus
Lineage: Eukaryota; Fungi; Ascomycota; Eurotiomycetes; Eurotiales; Aspergillaceae
Product: nuclear transport factor 2 family protein
Exons: 1
Coding region: 1-483 (160 amino acids)
Source: RefSeq, a predicted model, not a curated record
AUGACAACCAUCCCCACCCUCCCCGCCUCCCUCACCCCGGCCCUAACCGGCCGCGACGCCAUCGCCGACGCACUCUACCGGUGCGUCAUAGGCUUCGACACAGGAGACACUGCUCUAUUCGACUCCGCCUUCCUCCUAGACUCCACGUUCGAGAUCAACGGACGCGUUCUCUCAGGCUUACCAGAAAUCCACACCGGCUGCUUCGACCCGAUAUCGAAGCUCGAUACCACACACUUCAUCUCGAAUAUCCGGAUUAACAUUGAAGAUAACGGAACCGAGGCGUCUUUGACUGCGUCGUCGAUUGCGCAGCACUAUCGUGCGGGAAAGGGCAUGGAGGCGGAUCAGCCGAGAUUGUUGGGUGGGAGUUUGUACUAUGUUGAUCUUGUCAAACGGGAGGAAGAUGGAGGUCUGUGGAGGAUUAAGGCAAUCAAGAUAAAUUCGACUUGGGUGGAGGGAGAUUGGGGUAUUAUUAAGGGGGAGUGA